AUGGUCAGAGAUGGCCUGCAAGCAGAGGACGACAAAAAUCCAAUCAGUCCGUUCCGUGACCAUUCGACUUGUGGUGACGACUCACAUUUGAUUGACGAUGGUUCAAGCAUCAAUUCUGGAAAUAGAUCUCGUGCUCGACAAUGGGGGAUCAAUCAACAAGUUGCCGUUGCAAAUGCUUCAGAUAACAUCUCCCGCCAUGUGAAAUCCUUCUUUACACCCCGUCCUCGCAGUUCGACCAGUAUUUCCCUACCAAGAGGAGUAGAAUGCGACUAUUGCGACAAACCCAUCGCGGCAUUCAAACGGCGGGCUAGAGAGAUUCUUUUAUCGAAGAAUAUGCUCUCGAUUCCCUUUACCCUUGUAGCCAUCUUCUUUUCCGUAUCCGAUAUUCCCCCGCUAGUGGUCUUUAUCUGGAAUUUGAUCGCUAUCGUGCCCUUGUCGAUAACGCUUACCCUUGCGACCGAACGACUUUCCCAGGAACUAGGAGAGACUGCCGGCGCUCUUCUGAACAUCACAAUCGGUAAUCUUGCCGAGCUAAUUAUUUUGUUUGUCUCCCUGUUCCACACAAUUGCAGCACAUGUACUGACUUCAAUUCGUUGUAGUGUCACGGCACUUAUGAAAAACAACAUCAAAGUGGUACAAGCAUCGCUUCUUGGAUCUAUCCUUGUCAACUUGCUUUUGGUCCUGGGAUCUGCAAUUAUCGCUGGAGGGUGGGCAUCUCCUGACCAAACCUAUAAUAGCGAUCUGACUCACGCCUUUGUCGGAUUGCUGAACCUGACAGUAUCAUGUCUUAUGAUCCCAACCGCAUUCUACGGAAGCGUGAAAGAUAUAAAAUCAGCCGAUCAUAUGGCCCUGUACUUCAGCAGAGGCGUGUCCGUCAUUCUCCUCGGCAUCUAUUUCCUAUACCUGUUCUUCCAAUUCAAAUCCCAUGCACACCUUUUCCGAUCUCGCCCCCGACCUACCCGCCGGUCCUACGAUGAGAUGUUCAUGGAUAUCGAAUCCCAGGAAUCGACCGAGUCCUUGAUCAACAAAUCCCGCCAACGACCCGAAAUGCAACAAAUCCAACCCGAGGGCCCUUCGUCCCCAUUAGACGAUAUCCAGCCCGAGUCCGGACUACCUAUGCAUCACCUCGACACCGACCGCAGACGCCCACAACAAGAAUGGGAUGGUGUUGCGCCCGGAGCCCAGGAGGCCCAGCUGCACCAAUGCAAAAACCUAUCCUUUGCCAGUCGAGCCAUAUCCAUAACAGUGCUAGUCGCAUCGACCAUCCUCAUCGCCAUCUGUGCCGAGUUCUUCGCAUCCAGCUUCGGCGUGCUCAACGAAAAGGGUAUCCUCGGUGAAUCCUUCGUCGGCCUGAUCGUCAUCCCGGUCGCAGGAAAUGUCGCCGAGAACGUGACGGCCGUUAUUGUCGCUCAUAAAAAUCAGCUCGAUCUCGCAAUUAGCGUUGCUCUUGGCUCAGCCAUACAGAUUGGAUUGCUGGUCGCUCCUGUUAUUGUUCUGGUCGCUUGGGCAUUAGAAAAGCCCAUGACUCUUCAUUUCGAUCGUUUCGGGAUGGUGACGCUGGUCGGCUCCGCCCUGCUUGUUAGUUUCCUCGUUCUCAAGGGUAAAACUAAUUACCUGGAAGGCGCAAUUCUUUGUGCCUGUUUUGCCGCUAUUUCUGUCGGCGCUUUCUUGUUACCCAUUACUUAA
Molecule: messenger RNA, 1686 nt
Organism: Penicillium longicatenatum
Lineage: Eukaryota; Fungi; Ascomycota; Eurotiomycetes; Eurotiales; Aspergillaceae
Product: calcium:cation antiporter
Exons: 6
Coding region: 1-1686 (561 amino acids)
Biological process (GO): calcium ion transmembrane transport; intracellular calcium ion homeostasis
Cellular component (GO): fungal-type vacuole membrane
Molecular function (GO): calcium:proton antiporter activity
Source: RefSeq, a predicted model, not a curated record